UCCGCCCUUGCAUGGGGUAUAAAAGCUGCCGCCGGUGGUCAGAAUUUUUUAUCGCAAGCUUGAGGCCAGUCACUCAAAGUCGAAUACUUGUGCAGUCUCCUCAGGAGAGAGCAAAACUUGAGUAGUCAUUUGACGGUUUACAGAAUCUCCGAAAUACUCUCCUAAAAUGGACAAAAGCGUCGGAAUUCUGGUGAUCAUGUUCAUCGUGGCGGUUAGCGGGCAAGAGUAUGAUCUAACGAUGAAUGACGAGUAUGUUGUGGAACAACACCAGACGCCCUCAAGCAACGAAGUGGCUAGGAUGAUCAAGCGACUUGCCAUUGGCAUCCAACGCAUUCAAAUGUUGUCAACUGAAGAUCGCGAUGACAAAUUGUUCUGUGUGGUCUGUGAAGAAAUGAUGACUCUCCUGUAUAGCGUGAGCACUGACAAGGAAUUGUUGGACCUGUUGCAAAAAGUCGAGAGGCAGGUCGCGUGUACUUACUUGUUCUCUGAGGGUUUCAAGUCUUACUGCGAAGACUUCGUGGACGACAUCGAAAUUCCAGACCUGCUCAAGGCGUUUGCAAACACCUAUUUGUGGGCCGGAGGCUGA
Patiria miniata (bat star) is the source of this 586-nucleotide messenger RNA. RefSeq lists its product as uncharacterized. The coding region runs from base 167 to 586 and encodes 139 amino acids. Lineage: Eukaryota; Metazoa; Echinodermata; Asteroidea; Valvatida; Asterinidae. The record is from RefSeq and is a predicted model, not a curated record. The transcript is spliced from 5 exons.